GAAACGUGGAUAUUUCGAAAUAUCUAGUCAGCUGAUAAUGAGCGCUAGUGUGGUAGCGGCUCUGGUCAAGUUCGGUGAAACCCUUGGAGACAAGUCGGUUGACACAAGUUCGAAACUACGUGUGCUAAGUACACUCAAUGAGGUAAAGCUUACUCUUAGUGAGUUAUCAGAGUCCGGUGUUGGUCGUGCUGUUCGUAAAUUAAAAAAUGAACCCGGUGAACUUGGAAAAACUGCUAGUACCCUUAUAUUAAAAUGGAAAAAUCUGCUCAGUGAGCAUAUAAAACAAGAAUCCAUAAAUAUCAGUGUACCCAAGGAUUCCGAAAAAUGUGAUGUUAAUGAAGCAUCCAAAAGUCUCAGACAGACUUCAAGUAGAGGCAAAUCAGCGUCGGUUAUCAGUGAAAAAACAAUCAGUUCGACUAAAAGUCCUGAGAAUAAUUUAGGGAGAAAUGUGCAACAUUUAGAUGAAGAUGACGUGGUCCCAAAUGCUCAAAAUAAUUCGCUACUUCACACAGCUGCAACUUCUGGUUGUCUUCCAAACAGUUCUACUUCUGACGAUUCGUGCUCAUAUUCUAAGGUUAACCAUAAGUUUCCAGAUAGUAAAAUUAAAUCGACAUCUAGCAAAAAACGAAAGUCUACAGAUAUUGUGGACUCAAUCGACUCUUCUAGUGGAAUGUCGUUUAUGGAUUCAUUAAAUGUCAACGCAAACACUCGCACUCAUCGAAAGAAAAAGUGUAAUCUAACCAGUGCUUCAAGUGAUGAUUCUCAACAGGGCGUCGACAGAAAGCUUGAUAUAACUCCUCUGAAUAUUCCACUUCGACCUUCUGAAGCAUUUAGUGCAGAAAUUAUCUCAUCACUUUCUGAACCAGUUAGUCGUCCAGAUGUCGUUCAUCGUCCACCUAAUUUUCAGCCAAAUGAAACAGUGGAAGACGAUUUCGAUAAUGGAGAUUUGAAAUUCAAAUCAAAGAAAGUUCUUUGGGUACCAAAACAAAACCGUUCAUCGUUACCUCCUAACAAUCAUUCGAAUUCAUAUGAUAAUUUUCCUGGUUUCUUUGAUCCUCCCAGUUUAAUUGAUCUUUGCGUUGAUGUAUUGGCUCGUAAUAUAAGUCAUAUUAAUCAUUUCGGACAAGUACCUUAUGAAUUGCUAGCGAAAGCCUUACGUAGUGCCUCGGUGGAUGACUUGACCAGAAUUGAACGUUACAAUCCACAAUUCGUUGGAUUGAAUGAUGAUUUAUGGCGUAAAUAUAUAAAUCGAGAUUUUCAUCAUUUAUCUAAUAUUCGUCGUCGACCAGAUGAAACAUGGUGUGAUUUUUACAAUCGAUUAUCUAAAGAAGAAACAAAGCGUUUAGAUCGAAUUAUUUCACAAUCUGCACGUAAAGCCAAAGAAGAACUAGAAAGUAAGUUAGUUAAUAAAGUUAUUAUACAUUGAAAAAAAACCGUUGUCAAUAAUUGUAAGUACUUUUUAGACAGAUAUAUUUAUAUGGUAUGAUUUAUUAUUAUGAUUAUUUACAAUUCAAUACUUUUUAGAAUUACACACACAUAAAUUUACACGAGAAAAACAGGAAUUGUGUAGUAAAUGGUUGUUCAGAUAAAAUGGUAGUAUUUGUUAUUUGAUUGUGGUAUACAAUAAUCGCAAUGAAUAAAAUUAGUGACUCCUUUAAGUUAUGAGUUAUGUAAUGCUUGGUUCAGUCAGUAACAACGUAGAACUUCGCACGUACGUACAUCAGUUUGAGUUGCCACACCUCAUUAGCACAGAAAUGCAGUUGUCGAUUCAAAUUCCGUAGUGGUAGAGGUAGUAAGAGUAUAAGCAGUAAUCGAGAAGAUUAGGGUUUGAAGAUGUUAUUUAAAGAGUAUAAUACAGUGAAAUAAAUUUGGGAAGAGAAAAAAAGAGACAAGGAGGAAUAAGGAGAUCAAAAUUUGGGAGAACGCAAAGAGUGUAUGCACCUGCGCCAUUGCAAACGAUUUUGAGCCAUGUCAUUCAGGGUCUCUAACCAUCGGUUGCUAUCAUCUCGUGGUCCCCAACCAGGUAGUCAACACCUACCAACAUAGCUCAGUCCACUUGUCAGUGACUUCAUGAACUUGUGCCAUAUUUUGGUCUGGCCACCCCUAGCUUUCUUCCAACCUACUCCUACACCAUAAAACAGCACAUCGAGGCAGUCGGUCGUUGGGCAUACGUAACACGUGUCCCAGCCAUCUCAACUGAUGAAGUUUCACCACUUCAUCAAUUGAUUUGCCAUCCUUACCUAGUACCCGUUUCCUAACAACUGCGUUACUUACUCAGUGGUCCCAGGAUAUACGAGCAAUGUUUCGAAUACACAUGUGAUCAAAUGCUAGUAACCUACGGAUAUCCUUUACUCUUACCGGUCAUGUUUCACUGCCAGUAAGAGUAAUACUUGGUUACUAAGUAUACACUUAUAUAUGUACAAUUGGCUUUGAGUUGCAUUUUAGAUAUUAAAUCAAAUACUACUAUACAGUUUCUCAAACCUGAAAGAAGGUAGAGUGUAAACCCCACUUUAUUUGUAUUGUUUUUUUACAUCCAGUUAAUAUUAUUAGCUACAACUGAUUGAUUAUUGAGUACUGAUCGAUGUAAUAUUUGUCUAGUCCUCUUAAUGUUCAUGGUGUUCUAUCGUGCAAGUUAAAGUGUAGCUACUAGUCGAAGUGACUCGACAUCACUUGUUGAUCGAAUUCUGUCGUUCAAGUUCAAUCAACAUUAAGGCACUACAUAAAAAUUACAUUGGUCAUUACUCAUUCAUCAAUUAAUUGUAAAUAUGUAAGUUCAACAUGUGAUCAGAAUAUGACCCAGCAGUAACAUCUCAUGUUAAAACUAGGUGAAGUGGGUUCGAAUCCCACAGGACCAUCAGUCCCUUCAUGGUUACAGAUACACCUUGUUGACGAGUUCUAACUAGUACAAAACCUAGGACAUGCAAUGUUUCUUUCUGACCACCUCCAACCAGAAAACAUCAGCAUGGCAUUAUCAGCUCUCACAUCUUAAGGCCGAGUACGCAAAAAUGUAAUUGGCAAAUGAAAUACAUGAUUAUUAAUUAUUGUUAUUCUAUUUAUUACUGAUUUGUGUUUCGUCUAAUCUACUGUAGUUCGGAUUCAUUAUUCCCCACACGUAAAACCAAGACACAAAUGUAGGAUAAUAUACGGUACUAUUCAAUGUGACUAUAAAUUUAACUUAUGCAAAAUACUCAAAAAAAAUUGCAUCACUGAGGUAUACAGCCAAUGAGUUCAGUGAAGCUUGUGCAAUCACAUAUAAAAUAUAUUAAACAGAUAACUGGCUAAAGAACACAAAAAUAGUUACUUGUCACAAAAGAAAUACGCCUGUGACAAACAAGGAGGGUAAGUUUGUCAUCUAACGAUCAAUUAAUUUCAUCGAUCAAACUCAAACUUGCAACAAUUUUUACAAUCAAAAUGUAAGAACAUCAUUUAAUUAAGCUUUUAAGUAAUAUGAACUCGUUAGUUGUUUAACAAAAAAAGACACCUCAUGCAAUCUAAAAAUGUAAUUGUACCCUCAAAAGGUAGCCCAAUUCAAUCAACUCAAGAUGCAAUAAUUCAAACUUUGAAAAAGCAUUAUGGCAGCUCUCAUAGGAAAGUGGUUAAGUAAAUUCAAACUAAAAAGGUUAAUAAAGGCCGAUUAAUAACAAUGAUAUAAUAAGAAAGCUGAAAUUGCAAGUAAAUUAGAUAAUAAUAUUCGUCGUCAACCAGAUGAAAUAUGGUGUGACUUUUACAAUCGAUUAUCUAAAGAAGAAACAAAACGUUUAGAUCGAAUUAUUUCACGAUCUGCACGUAAAGUCAAAGAACAACUAGAAAGUUAGUUAAUAAACCAGGUCUGUUGUGAGAUAUCAACUCACUGAAGACAAUGGUGUACGUUGGUGCAACUUCGUGAAUUAAGUGAAGUUAGACAUUAACACCGUUGGAUGCCGGCUCAGUGGUCUAAUGGUUAAGCGCUCGCGCGCGUGACUGAUAGAUCCUGGGUUUGAAUCUCGCGGGGGGCGGGAUCGUGGAUGCGCACUGCUGAGGAGUCCCAUACUAUGACGAAACCGCCGUCCAGUGCUUGCAGGUUUUCCAUGUUGGUCUAGCUUCAAUUGACUUAUGAUUUCAACUAUUGAAAUUUCUGAAAAAAUCUCCACAAAACCCCUUGUAAUGGUAAUAGUAGUUUGAUCUAGAACCAAGAAAAAGAACAAAUAGAACACAAAAAUGGAAAUACCGAAUGUAAUUUCAUAUUCAGAAUGUGACAGAAGGUUAUUGCGAUAUACAGUGUAUAGGUGAAGAGAUUUUCACAAACAACUGCACUCAUACGUACAAAAAACAUUUUACAAUCUGUAUCCAAGGUUGAAUAAUACAUGAUUAUUUGUUUAGUUGUGUUUCAAUAAACUUACCAUAAUUUACUAAUAAUUUUCAAACUUUUUUUGACAAGUAAUAAACUUAGAUUCAAGAGUCAUGCAAAUGAAUCUACUACUCCACACUCAUUAUCAUGUAAACAUGGUAGCUUUCUUAAAUUUCGAGUCGUCAACGUUUUUUGGUUAGAGGAGUAUUUUCACGAUCAUCUGAUAGCAUAUUAUAUACCAACGGGAAUGUAUUUCAUAAUUAGUCCAUAAUAGGAGUAUGUAAAUCAGCGGUUGAUUAAACUAUAAACAUACUAUUGCGAAAAUACGAACAAUUGGAAAUAAAUAUCUAGUUGUUUGAAUUUUGUAGCGAAUAUAUCUAUACCGGUGAUUUCGGCUAAUAGAUAUCUCAUCUAGAGCUUCUAAAUGUACUGGGGAGGUUUAGAAUUGAGAAAGUUCUCUUCCUCUUUAAAAUACUCGUUUAUUGCUUCCUCCAGGGAAGUUUCACCUAUCAUCACACAUUGGAAGGCGUCUCUAUAAAGUAAGAGGUCAGAAACUAGCAUCUGACUUUUAAAUCGAGUCUUGAAAUACGAAGGUUUUACCUAAUAAAGUUAGGAAGUUCUAAUUUCGAAUCACGGGUGCGCAUUAGCUCCAGGAUCUUAAGAGACUAAAUAUCCUACGAACAUACUGUCCUCAACAAUUAUCACAGAACUUCAUCUGACUCUUCCUCACUUUUUAUUUAUUCGGACACAUAAACAUUGGUACAAGGAGGCACCAAACAGAUAUGCAUCACAUAAAUCAUUCGGUUUCUGUGAGGGCUGGGAUACUUCCCGGGUGCCCAAGCAUCUGGUUCUCCCGGGGGGCCACACCCCGAGCCUUUGACCCAAGAGUCUAAUCCACAAGUCAGCGGGGUAACGUCAGGCGAUGCAGUCCCAUGGUAGCCGGUGAUCAACAAUUGGUUGAUACGCCAUUUUUUCCUUCAGGAUCCUAGAGUCCAUGUGCCCCAUUAGUUUGGAAUCAGGGUUUUCCAACUCCUCUAGGUGGAUCCUUCAUAUUCAUCAACCCGGUUAAUGCGUCGGACAUUCGAUUUUCGUCCUCUAAAUUUCGUAAACAACACUCCCGCCACGAGAAGGCAGUGAGUAGGACUUCCCUGGCAGAGGCUAUAUAUGCGUGGCCAUGUGAGAGCAUUUCGAGAGGGAAAGCGGACUCUCCCCACUCUCGGCCGUACCAGGACAUUUGGGGGCAAGUAAUUCUCUAUAGCUUUCUAAUUUUAUUAACAUUGCCAACUUAUGGAUUUAUAUCAUAUGAAACACUUCACACUGCAUAAACACAAUUAUUUUAGUUAUUUCUCUGUCUUUAACGAGCACUUCGUUUUGUUACAGUAUUAGAUCUGGUGAGCUUGACUAAAUUACCUUGCCUAAGUGAAGUUUCCCAGUAAUUCAUUUAGUAUUCUUAUUUUCAACGAUAUCAAUUGAUCAGGCAUGUCACUGAUUCUUCAAAGUCAUUAAAUUUAAUACGUUGUAUACUACGCAGAAUUUCUUUUCUUCCUAACAGCGCGACGAACUACCUUGACUACUGAAGUGAUUACUCCACGUCAAAUGCAACGACGUGGUGGUUAUCGUCAAACAAACUGUAAAUCUAGUAGUAAUAAUAAUAAUGCAUUAUCUAAUUUUAAACCACGUAAUAUGAGUCAUCCAUCUCCGAAUGGUGCAAAUGUACAUAGCAAAAUAAAUCGACCAAUCGCUUCAACAUCAAAUACAAAUACUUCGAACUCUAAUGCUGGUGUUAGUGGUGGUGGUCUUUUGAACAAAUUGCGUAAGCAAUUCCAUUCUGGUCACCUCAGGUAGAAAAAGGUUUCAAUCACGUUAGUAAUAAUAAUAAUAUUAAUGAAUGUUUCUCAACUGUAUCAUUCACAAUAAACUUGUAAAUUGACCCCCACAUACAUAUGUCAUGCACAUAGCAACAAAAUUCUCUCACUGUGAUUCAACCUAUUCCAAACUUGUUUUGCUCUAUGAAUUGUUAUGGUAUGACAAAAUUAACGAUCACUGUUCAUCGUUUUUUUUUUCGAAUUAGGUCCUCUUUUUUUGAUUGUACAUUAUAUGUACAAAUUGUAAAACAAUUAAUUUGUAUUGUAUAUCGUACAAUAUAUUGCUCAGGUAUAAACUAUCUCAAUAUCACUUGUUCUCAUCAUCAAAUUGUUUUGCUCUUUUUAUAUUUUCGUAAACCUUUUCUUUCUUUUGUUAAUCCCUUCUUAUUGAGAAUUGAGAAUAAAACAAUAAUAAUUCCAACCAUCCAACUGUUAAGACUUCUUCAAUGCUUGAACAAUUCUUUCUAUGUUUAUGUGUAUGUAAUUUGUAUCUAGCACUAUUCCUUUUAUUGCCUACUCACACUUUUGAUCCUUUUCAUAUUUCUUUACAAUUUUAGUGUAUUUAUCAUGGGGGAAAUGUCAAUGUUUCUAGUCUCUUUCUCUCUCUCUCUCUGUCUUCCCUAUGAAUUUGUUUCUCUAAUUGUAAUCAUUAUUUAAUAAUGUUAUAUUUGGAUUCAAAAAAUCUCUUACUUCCUUUAAUUCUAUUACGUUCUGCUGUUAUCUUUUUCUUAUUUAUUAGCCAAAAUAAGUGUAUGUACAAAAUUCGGAUUUUCAUCAUUGAAAUCACAAAUCGAUCUAAGUUAGUAGUUGCACAUGUAUGCAGGACUUGAAUCCAGGACCCCACGCAUAAUGUUCUGGAUUAACUUAGAUAUUGAUUCAUGAUUUCAACUGUGAAAAUACCUUAAUAAUGAAAUUGGAUUUCUUAAGUAUGAAUUCCAUUGGAAAGUGAAUAAUCUCUUAUAGUUUCUUAUAUUCUGUAGUUGUUUGUUUUUGUUAAAUGGUUUUUAAUCAUUUAUAUUUUUGGUGUUCUAUAUUUUGUAUAUAUAUAUAUAAACGUAUUACUAAUAAUAAUUGUAAUGGUCGUAAGCCUUUUUCUUCUAAUUUAUUACGUAAUCUUAUCAAUUUGACCUUUUUUUUCUUAUCCUUUGUUUUUAUUUUAUUUUCAAUUUUUUGUUGUUGUUGUUGAGUACUUACUUACUUUUUAAGUCCAUCUAUUGUUGUUUGAUUUUGAUUAGUGUCAUAUGUACUAUUAGUGACUUAUACUCAUACUCUUGAACUCCUCACACUUAAUCGAUUGUUUCAUUUGUGCCUUUCAUAUUGAAUGAGUGUUGUUUUUGUUUAUAUUAUUUAAGUGUCAAAGUAUACAUUCUAUUAGUAAUAGUAUUUAUAAUCAUAAUAUUUAUGAAAAUUUGUUCAUUAUAUAUGUAUCAUGGUAAAAUGCAUAUUGUUACAAACUAUCAUAUCUCUAUCUGUACUAUGUAUCCUGCUGUGAUAGUGUUGUUAACUGGUCAAAUGCAAUAAAUCUAAAGUUGUUUUCUUAAUAUUCUUUACUUAUCCUGAAAUGAAAACAAAACAAAAAUGAUAUGAACUAAGAUCAUGUUGAUUUAAUAGUUAAUUAAAUGAACAAAAUUGGAUCAAACACCUUUGAAAAUGAUACCUGAAACUUAUUCUUCAAGAUUAUGGAAGGAAAUGACUAUAAAGUACUUUAAUAACAUGUUUUUGUAAUAACAUUUUCGAUCCCGACAGUAAAUAAUGGAAUUCAGCCUACUUAGAGGUAAUUUUCAAAACAAACUGAUAUCAAAUGGAUAAUCAUUGAAAGCUAUGGUAGGCUGAACAGCUUUUUCUUGCAUAUCUUAAACUUCAGUGCUUUUCAGACCUAAAGUCCUAGUGUGAAGCUGUGAAUAAUAUAAUCAUCCAAGUUAGCAGUGAGACAAGUGGAUUUCAACUUGAUAGUCUGAAGAAAUGUUACUUGUCACAUAACAUAAAGGUCCUAAUUUCUACCUAGUUUAACGGCGUAUGCGGAGUUCCAAAUUAGGACGAAAACUUACACCUGUUACUCCUCGUAGAGGAGCAUAGGCCGCUCGCCAUCAUUCUCCAUCCAACCCUGUCGUGAGCAAUCCUUUCCAGUUGUUAUUCAUCCUUUUCAUAUCUGCUUCUUUUUCCUGACCUAAUGUGUUCUUUGACCUUCCUCUUUUCUGCUUCCCUUCAGGAUUCCAAGUUAGGGCUUGCCUCUUGAUGUAUGUAAUAUAUGUCCUAUCCAUUUCCAUCUACUAUUCCUACUUUCCUCUUCAGCUGGAAGCUGGUUUUUUCUGUCCCUUAGUAGACUGCUGCUGAUGGUAUCCGGCCAAUGGAUGUUGAGUAUCUUGCGUAGACAACUAUUUAUAAAUACUUAUACCUUCUUGACGAUGGUUGUAGUGGUUCUCCAAGUUCCAGUUCCGUAUAGUAGGACUGCCUUGACGUUCGCCUGUAGUUCUUCUAGAGUUACUGCCGGUCCUAAGCCCGGGUAAAGGAGGAGGGUUGGACAUGGGGUUAGCGACCCCAUCCUGUAGAAAACUAACUCGCUAAAAAAACGCUAACCAUAAAAAAAUAAUUCAAACCGGACGAAAAUCACUCUUCACUAUACCCUGGUCGUUGUUUCUAUAACCAAACACCUAGUUCUUUAGUAACCUGAGCUAUAAUGUGAAAAACACUUCUUUACACUGUAAUGGUUAUUCUCAAGUUAACAGGAUACCCCGGCAUCUAUUUCCAAAUACGUGUUAUUCUGUGGCUUAUUUAACCAUAUGAAAGUACAAUCUGAACGUAAUACUCAUUAUUAUCUACAUUACCAUAACAGAUGUUAACAAUUCUAUAUUCCUCAUUGUCGACACUGUACUUAUUAUAGGCCAAUAUAGUAUUUAUUCCGUUUUCAUUGUUUAAAACAUCCUUACAAGUCAUCAUAAAUCAAACUCUACAAACUACAACAUAGUUCCAUGUUUUAUUAUCUUAUUGUUAGAAACGUGUCUACGGGUGAUUUUCUUUUUUCUUACUUGAUUCUUUUCUAUUCAUACGAACAGAGAAUUAGUGAUCAAAGAGAAUCAAAAUACUUGAACAGAUUUUCGAUAUUUCCAUCUACUUUCUCAUUUACUUUUCAGUUGUACAAUAUAAACAUAAAUAGGGUUAUAGAAAAGUGAUUAGUAAAUAAAUAAAUGUAAAUUCUUCGAAAGCUUUUUUUCAUUUACGAAAAAGAAAGUAUAGAUUUACAUGAAUGAUUCUGUCUUAUUUUCUUUUCAUUAAUUCUACCUUGUAAUGAUAAUUACACUUGAUUGUAUAUAUAAACUUUUAUUAAAAUCUAUUUGUACAUUCAAACAAUCAAUAAUUAUUCCAAUAAUCAAUAAAUGAAAUAUUGAUUUCGGUACUAAUUUGUUUUAUACUGUAAAAUGAACUCAUUUAUGAUUCGUUUUUAAAUUAUUGUUUCUCUCAUUAAUUCUUAUUAAUUUAUUGAAGAAAAAAAAUCUAAUCAAUAAGUUUA
This is a messenger RNA of Schistosoma curassoni, 9700 nucleotides long. Lineage: Eukaryota; Metazoa; Platyhelminthes; Trematoda; Strigeidida; Schistosomatidae. The record is from the annotation of a GenBank genome assembly.